Copidosoma floridanum is the source of this 2111-nucleotide messenger RNA. RefSeq names its product SAPK-interacting protein 1 (gene Sin1). Gene Ontology annotation, molecular function: phosphatidylinositol-4,5-bisphosphate binding. Gene Ontology annotation, biological process: TORC2 signaling. Gene Ontology annotation, cellular component: plasma membrane; TORC2 complex; cytoplasm. The record is from RefSeq and is a predicted model, not a curated record. NCBI's taxonomy places the organism in Eukaryota, Metazoa, Arthropoda, Insecta, Hymenoptera, Encyrtidae.
UAGUCUUUUGGUCCCAGAACCACCGAACCGAAAUUUGAACGAACCUUUUUAUACGCUCUCCCCUCAUAUGCGUUUGGCAUUUGAUUUAUGUGUUGUGUGUUUACUUAUAUAUUUCCUUACCUACUGAUAGUAUUGAUGUUCUAAUUUCCAAUUUAAUCUGACAAUCUGUUCGUGCAAAAGUAAACAUUUACACAACAUACAUUUACACAUAGAAACUCAAUUUACGAAAAAUUAAGUUUCGUUAACAAACUCGUUCAAAGAUUAUCAACUGAAAUAUCGUAAACCGACAGUAAAAAAAAAAAAAAAAAAAAAAAUACCAAAUUUCAUUACAAGAGCAUAUAAUUAAAAGGACGAUUCGUGAGCACACAGUGCAAGAGAAACGUGAGCUGGUUACACACGUCAAUUGACAAAUUGAAGAAAACAAUGGGCAUUUAUUUGGUGUGGUUUAUAAACUUUAUCUGUCGGAGAUUGUUUAUGAAAAAAUAAGAAACAAACAAGUAGCGCAAGGCAUACAAAUACACGUUUGAGAUAUUUUGGACGCCCUCAACCCUCCUUGAAUACCACUUCUAAUCUUAUACCUGUGAUAUUUUAAAAUGGCUUUAUACGACAAUCCACAUUGGAUGUUAGUAUAUAUUAAGGACAGUUUUAUGUACAGCGACAAGACAGGCAAAGCAGAAAGUGUUAUGAUAAAAGAUGAUUUUCCUAAGAUUUUACAAAGUAAAGGUAUGGAACCAUUGCCUGAAGCUGUAGAUAGCGAUGAAGAAGAUUUUGAGGCUGUAAUAGGCUCUAGUGAUAUUGAGAUUGGUAAUUUAGGAAACUUUGAUAAGGAAUAUGGUCACAGGCAUAGAACAAGUACAGCUCAGCGUUUGGAAAGAUUGGAUAUGGAAAGAAAUAAGGCAUCCAAAAUCAAGCACAUUAAGUGGGAAUACAAUCCAAACAAUAUUAGUGCGGAAGAGCAAAAAGAAUUGUUUAAAAAAAAAGAUUUGCAAAUGAUCAAACUGGAAGAUAUUGCUAGUAAAAGAUCUUUACUUUCGGAACAGCUUGAAAGGAGCAAAACUACACCUCUUAAUCCUUUUAUGGCUUAUGCAAAAUACGAUGGGGAUAUACACAUUGGAGUACCUGUAAAAAAAAUAAAGAUAUUUAUGUGCAUGCUUCCUACAGACCAAAGAUCAUACCCUUUGCACGUUGCUGUUACUACAAAUGCCACAGUUGAAGAAUUUAUUGGACUUAUAUUCUAUAGAUAUUUCAAUGUUCAUUCCGAAAUGAAAUUUCAACAAGACCUCAGUAAAUACGGAUUGUACAUGGCAGAAGAUGAUGGUGAAGUGGAUCGAGAUUUUCCUUGUUUGGAUCCAAAAGAAAUGAUGGCAAAGUUUGACUUUGCAACGCUAGGCCUUGUUGAAUUACAACCCAAUGAAAAAGAACGUCAUGAUACUAUUAAAACUUUGACAACUCGUAAGAAUGAGUUGGAAAAGAUAGAUAAAUUGCAAGAAGUAGCUAGUGAUCUUGCUAAAAUGGCUGUACAUACUAACGCCAUGGAAGCUCCUUUUUAUCAAUCUUACAGAGUCUGCAUCAUUAAUAAAGUUAGAACAAAGACUGAAGUACAACUCGGAAUAUCUGGGGAAAAAAUAGAAAUUGAUCCUGUUAUCACCAGUAAAGGUGCUAGCAGAUUUUGGCAUAGACAACGAGCUGUAACACACAACAUGAACAAUGUUGCUUUUAGUGGAGUAAUAGAUUUUAAAGGAUCAAAAUCCAUUUUUACAUUAAUAAUUAGCCACUGCGAUCCUCACAUUUCUAGAGCAUUAGAAGGCUUAAAUGUAUCCAUUAGCGGCACUCGAUCUCUUAGGCGAUCAGCAUCAUUUAAAAGUUACGAAUUCGAAGCUGAGUCUGCUGUUGCCAAUGAAAUAGUAACAAAAAUAAAUUCUAUAUUGGAAAUGACAAGCAGUGCAACAGUGAAAGAGUAUCAAAAUUAUAAAGACCGUAAAGCUAGAAGAAAAAGUUUCCACACCCACAGAUGACCACUUUACUAUGUUACACGUUUUGUUGUUGUUGAAUAAAAAAAAAAAAAUUAAAAAAAUAUUAUUUGAAACUCAUUACAAAUGUAAAUUGCAAUA